Messenger RNA from Charadrius vociferus (killdeer), 3486 nucleotides. RefSeq names its product SEC16 homolog B (S. cerevisiae) (gene SEC16B). The transcript is spliced from 27 exons. NCBI's taxonomy places the organism in Eukaryota, Metazoa, Chordata, Aves, Charadriiformes, Charadriidae. Gene Ontology annotation, biological process: Golgi organization; COPII vesicle coat assembly; autophagy. The record is from RefSeq and is a predicted model, not a curated record. The coding region runs from base 1 to 3486 and encodes 1161 amino acids. Gene Ontology annotation, cellular component: ER to Golgi transport vesicle membrane; endoplasmic reticulum exit site.
AUGGGGAAGGUGACCCUCAGGGAUGCAAACAGCAGUGCAAACACCCCCUGUCCCCCCCGGGAGCCAAGUGAGCGGCCGAGGGAGUCGGUCUGGGGUGGAGGAGCGGUGGCUGCCCUUUGCCCUGUACGGCGGCCGGCGGCCCAUGUGGCAGUGGACUUUGGCAGCGGCGCCUGGGGACCGGAAGAAGGGCCCCGGCGGCCUCCGAGCAGGUGUGUGCGGCUGCCGUGGGGGGGCGGAUGGCGGUGGGAACCCCUGGCCAAAAAUGAAGGGGUCCGUCGCUUUGCCAAUAUCACUUCCCCUACCGCCUAUAAAAUGGGGUUUCACUGCCUUGUCACAGAGGUGAAGCUGAUUUCUCACCUGCUCGGGGAGGCUGCCACUAAAGCCAUUUGGGACCUCCCCUCCUGCCCCAAAACCGGAGAGGAUCUUGCUGGCAAGCUUGUGAUGGACCCCUGGGUCCCUGCCCGGCCGCCCCAGCCCUGGGAGAGGCAGGUAGCCCGGGGGGCAUGGGGAGAGGUGCACCGUGGCCCCCCACCGCAGCCCAGGCGACAGCUCCUCCGUACAGGGCCCCCACCUCGGCCCGGCUCCUGGGAUGGGGGCCACCUCCCCAGCCAUCCCUGGGAUGGGGGCCACCACCCCCGGAGAGACACCAGCAGACCGGCUUCUCGGGCUGAGUACUAUGAAAGCAGCUACCCCAACAGGCCAUACUCCAGGCAAGGAUAUGAAGACCCCCACUGGCAGUAUCCAGCAGCCAGCUACAGGGCUGACUAUGCCUACCAAAGCCACCAGUGGCAGCCGGUGGCCUGGCAGGAUGACAGAGACCUGAGACAGGGAGAGCCUUACGGCAAGAGUACCAAUUACCAGGACCAGCAUUACUACAGGGGUUACCACCCCAACCUCACCACGACCCCCCCGGGGCAAGACAGGACGCAGACCUAUGACUCCUCUGAGGAGAGACACGUCUCAGCUGCCCGGUCCGAGUGGGCAGGGGGAGAAACCUUUGAAAGCGAAUCAGGGGAGGCCAGUGGCCAGCCCCGAGAGCCCAGCCUGCUCCUGCAGUACCGUGAGUCGGGACUCAGCUCCAGCGGCUACGAACUCAGCCAGUACAUCCGUGACGGUGCCGACCACUAUGACCCCGUGCUUUCAGGGACCUGGAACCUGGCACAAGCAGGGGAGCCCAUGGUGUCCACCCCAGCCCCGGUGGUACCCCUCAAGUUCUCGCUGCCGCACAUGGCAGUGUGCUUUGGAGCCGGAGGCCAGCUGGUGCUGGUGUGUCCCCACCGCCCUGCUGAGGGGCAGCUAGCCCACGUCGAGCUACACAGCCUAGAGGUAAUCCUUCAUGACAUGAAAGAGCUGCAGGAGCUACAGGCCUUCCCGGGGCCCCUGGCCAGGGAAGAUCUGCACAAGGUGGAUGUGAUGACAUUUUGCCAACAGAAGAUAGCUACGAGCUGUGAUCUUUCAACACAGAGAGGCAGAGAUUCAUCUCUUCUCUGGAAACUCCUGGUCCUCCUCUGCCGGCAGAAUGGGUCCAUGGUGGGCUCGGACACAGCUGAGCUGCUGAUGCAAGACUGCAAGCGCCAAGAGAAGUACAAGAGGCAAAACCCUGCGGCAAACCUGAUUGGCCUGACGGAUGAUGAGUGGAUGUCGCGACAGCCGGGAACACUGGACCUCAUCACGGGAGAGGUCCCUCCUGUCGUGGAGACGCAGGCCCAGAUAGUGGAGAAGUUCACCAAGCUCCUCUACUAUGGCAGGAAGAAAGAUGCUCUUGUCUGGGCCAUGAGAAACCAGCUGUGGGGCCAUGCCCUCUUCCUUUCCAGCAAGAUGGACCCUCGGACCUAUAGCUGGGUGCUCACUGGGUUCACCAGCACACUGGCCACCAAUGACCCCCUGCAGACCCUCUUCCAGCUCAUGUCAGGAAGGAUCCCUCAGGCAGCGCUGUGCUGCGGGGAUGCCACCUGGGGAGACUGGAGGCCCCACCUGGCUGUGAUGUUGUCCAACAAGGCUGGAGACACGGACCUGAACCACCGAGCCAUCGUCACCAUGGGAGACACUUUGGCUGGCAGGGGAGCCGUCGAAGCAGCUCAUUUCUGCUACUUGAUGGCAGAUAUUCCUUUCGGUUACUUUGGGGUGAAGGCAGACCGCAUGGCUCUGCUGGGCAGCAGCCACCGUCAGGCGUUCGCCCAGUUUGCCAGGACGGAGGUCAUCCAGCGGAUGGAAAUCUUUGAGUACUGCCAGCAGCUACGACAACCCAAAUUCUUCCUGCUCCCCUUCCAGGUGUACAAGCUCCUCUACGCCUCUCGCCUGGCUGACUAUGGGCUCCCAGCCCAGGCUCUGCAAUACUGUGAGCAGAUUGCCACUGCGGUCCUUGCCCACGAUCCAGCCAGUCACCCUGUCCUGGCCCAGCAAGUGAUGAAGCUAGCCGAGCGGCUGAAGCUCUCCGACCCGCUGCUCCUGGAGAUGCCGGAACAGGACCAGACGCUGGAGCCCGACUGGCUGGUACAGCUCCGAGCCUGCUGCCGGGAGUGGGAGGUGGAAGAUGACCUCCCGCCAGAGGUGGCACCUGCUCAGCCAGGGCUCUCCUGGGCUGCUGCAUCAAGGGCAGAUGGAGAGCCUGGCCAUGAGCUUCCACAGAGCGAAGGCUACCAGUAUGACCAGCCCAUGCCACCCCAGGAACUCAGCUCCUAUGAGGAUGUGUCUCUCCAGCCGCCGACACCUGCUCCGGUCACAGCAUCGCCACUGCUCGGUGUUCGGCAAGAGCUGCAGCCGCCCGCGCUCAGCCCAGAGAUGGCCACCCCUUUGGGAGGGGUUUUUGCUGAGGCCCCUCCGCAGGUGGUGUCAACAGCAGGAGAAGCUGGGGAACCUUGGGGUGCUCCGCUGGCCCCUGGAGGGGUGCAGACGUCCCUCCCAGCAGAGCAGGAGGAGCUAAAGGCAAGGGCUCGGACCAUCUCAGAGAGCUCCACUGUCUCCUUGGGUGAUGACAGCCAACCUUCAUCAGAGAGUGCAGCUGAAGAUGCCACCGAAGAGACUGCACCAGCAGAGGCAGUGAAGGCGGGUGAGAAUAAGAGCUCUGGAUUCAGGUGGUUUGGCUGGUUUCGGUCAAAGCCCACCAAGGAAACAUCUCCCAAAGCUGCAUCUGAGACAGCCCCGGACUUCCCCACACCAGAGCUGCAGGAACGGACGUCGCCAUCCCCACUUGACGCUCCUCUCACAGCUGGGACAAACCUGUUGGCUCAGCCUCUGUCCAGAAAUCCUGGGGCAAUGCAAGGUGAAAAUACCUUUCCUAUUACUCCAGUGUCUGUUGAGAUGAAAGGCUCAUGGGAUGCAGAUGGUGGGGAGUCAACAGGAGAGCAGACCGGCUUCCAAGAAUCUCCCCUGGCGGUGGGGACAGUCCCUCUCUUCAACCCUGUCCAGGUCUCUCAGCUCGCCGCUGCUUCUCGACCCAACCAAACCAGACUGCUUUCCCAGCGCCGCUACCCCAACCUGCUGUGA